Messenger RNA from Penicillium soppii, 7143 nucleotides. RefSeq lists its product as uncharacterized. Lineage: Eukaryota; Fungi; Ascomycota; Eurotiomycetes; Eurotiales; Aspergillaceae. Gene Ontology annotation, biological process: secondary metabolite biosynthetic process; amino acid activation for nonribosomal peptide biosynthetic process. Bases 1 to 7143 code for a protein of 2380 amino acids. Gene Ontology annotation, molecular function: phosphopantetheine binding; catalytic activity. The record is from RefSeq and is a predicted model, not a curated record. The transcript has a single exon. Gene Ontology annotation, cellular component: cytoplasm.
AUGUCCUUUCUCUAUUUGGACUGUGCGUAUAAUAAAGACUCGAAAUGGCAAAAAGCCCAAUGCACCGUCAGGCAAGAUGUGCAUACUUAUUGUCAAGAACGAAAUUGGAAACCGUCAUCUUUCUUCCAAACAGUCUGGGCAAUUGUCCUCAAUAAAUACACUGCAUCUCACGAUGUGACGUUUGCCAUCCAAAGUAACGGAAUUCACGGCGGUGCUCCAACAAUAUGCGACGUCUCAAUUGAGCCCGAGACGUCCAUCUUCGACCUACUGGCAGAUCAUUCCACUUUCACUACUUUCACUACCGCCCUGCCAAGCCAGCUCACCUGUAAUACUGGCGUUGCCAUCGACAUGCAAGAUGGCGAAAGCGUUCAACCCCUUCCUCCGCUGCAGGUCCUUCUUCUUGCCAGCACGACUUCUUCUCAAGUGUGCUUGUCAUAUUCGUCGGAUGUUCCCUCCUCACAUACCGACAACCUGAUCUCAACUGUAGAACAGGUAAUUGAGGAGAUUUUAAAACACUCAGACCAGACAGUCAAACAUCUCAAUCUGUUCAGCGACCGCAACAGUCGCCAAGUUCUUGAAUGGAAUCGUCGCUCCAUGCCUAGUGAUAUGGCCCUAAUGGUUGACGUGAUCCGACAACAUGCAUUACAAAGAUCAACCCACGAAGCCAUCUGUGCUUGGGAUGGGUCACUGACGUAUGUGGAGCUUGAUGAAAUGACAACUCGGUUGGCAUAUCACUUACGGACCAUGGGAAUCGAAGAGAACGAUAAAGUCUUGCUGGGCUUUGAGAAGUCGAUGUAUGCAAUUGUGGCUUUUCUAUCCAUCCUCAAAGCAGGCGCCACAUUUGUUCCUGUCAGUCCCGCUUAUCCUAUUGAGCGUAUGCAAGCAAUCAUUGAUGCAACCAAACCUCGGCUUACUCUCACCUCACCCGAAUCCACAUCUGUCUUCGAGCAUCUCCAUGUGCCAGCCCUAGGCCUGGAUUACUCCUUUAUCGCCAACCUAUCAAUCAAUGAAAGCCAGGACCCUCUCCCCUUAGCUAAUCCACAACGCGUGGCAUACAUUCUUUUUACCUCUGGUAGCACUGGUCGUCCUAAAGGUUGUGUCCUUCAACACCAAGCACUGGCAACUAUGAUCACCCAGGGACCUUCGUUCCGCAUCUACCCGUCUAGUCGUGUACUCCAAGUUGCCCCGAUCAUCUUUGCCGCAUCCUCCGUCGACAUGUUUCUGCCCCUGCUUACUGGAGGGACAGUUUGCAUCGCCUCAAAAUAUGAUUUGAUGAACAACCUAGCAGCUACAAUGAGAAAGUUUCAGGUGACUUGGGCAUGCAUGACCCCGUCUGCGAUUGCCUCCGUUGAUCCAUCGGAGAUAUCAGGUCUGAAAACUCUUGGCUUGGUCGGCGAGCCCGUGAGUGAUAAUUUACUCAAUAAGUGGGCCUCUUCUGUGGAUCUUCUGUCAGGCUACGGUCUAUCGGAAAUUGUGGGAGCUGGGUGCAUCUCCUCUCUCAAGGUAGGGAUGCACUCUCGAAAUAUCGGCUACUCUCCUACAGCACAUAUUUGGCUAGCGGAUCCGGCAAACAUCGACAAGCUUGCCCCGGUAGGCGCGAUUGGUGAACUCUUGAUCGAGGGGCCAAAUCUCGCCUGCGGGUAUCUUGAUAGUCCUCAGAAGACGCUCGAUACAUUUAUUGAGGCACCCGAAUGGAUUCAAGAUUUUUACCCUGGGCACGGUCGACGCGUCCUAAGGACGGGUGAUCUGGCUCGAUACCAUUCCGAUGGCUCUAUCAUAUAUUUCGGCCGCAAAGAUACGCAGGUUAAGAUUCGGGGGAAGCGAGUCGAGCUAGGAGAGGUUGAAAGCGUGAUUCGCCUUCAUCAAAAACCCGGCGAUGCUGUGAUUAUAGAAGCGGCAGCCCCGCUGGAUGGGGACGGCACUCCAAUGUUGAUUGGGUUUAUCCACACAUCGAAAGGAGCAUCAGAGGAUUCCUCCUCGCUUCUAGGACGCCCUAGCCAAUGUUUCCACGAGGAGACAUCGCAUCUCGAUCUCCUGGUUCGCGCAGUAUUGCCAGAGUACAUGAUACCGAGCAUAUACAUGCCACUCAAUCGUAUCCCCAAGACUCCCUCAGGAAAAACAGACCGCCUCGCGUUGCGGCUUGAGAUUUCUGCCCUGACUAGACAGCAGCUUGAAGCCUAUCACAACGUCGGUGGUAAACCGCAGGCUCGACCUCGAACAGAUACAGAGAAGCUUGUACACGAGCUGAUUUCUCAAAUCUUGAGUCGUAAUCAGGACUCAUUUGGAAUUGACGAUCAAUUCCUACGAUUAGGAGGAGAUUCCAUCAAAGCCAUUCGUCUUGUUCAGUUAUGCCGAAAGUCUGGAUUAGCUGUUGAUGUUGCUGGAAUCAUGGAAUCUGGCACAGUCGCCCAGCUUGCCCAAAUGGCAAAUCCCUUGCCACAACCUAUUCUUGGAAAUGACAGAGGAAAAUUGGAAGUCCCUACCGCUGCAGUAACAGAGCAAUUGAUCAAUCUUGGUGUUGUCCCUCAAGAAGUGGAAGCAAUGAAUCCGUGCUCCUCCAUGCAGGAUGGUAUCCUGAUGAGCCAACUGAAAAACCCUCAGCAAUAUGCACUGCGAGUCUUGUAUGAAGCCCAGCUCUCUACAAAAUCAUCAGUAUUGUCUUCGAAGAAGUCGUCGGAAUUAGACCUUGCUCGACUUCAAAAUGCAUGGCAAUUGCUCGUUCGACGUCAUCCCAUGCUGCGGACAAUAUUCGUGACUAAUGUGACACCCAGUGUAUUUGCAGUGCAAAUUCAGUUAAAGAAUGGUUCCGUGCCCCGUAUUCAUGAACUCAAGGAAGACUUAAAACCGAGCGAUAUUAUCGACCAGCGUCAGGAAUAUCAACCCCCAAGCACGCUGCCUCGAUUUGAUCUACACGUCGCUCCGUGUGGGCGGGUCAUCAUCGAGCUUGAACUGUCUCAUGCAGUUGUUGAUGGUAUGUCCAUGUCGAUCAUAGUUCGAGAUCUAUGCAGACUCUACGUUGAUACAGAUUCUUCUUCCUCUAUCUUCAACUUCACGGAUUACGUCGAAUACCAGCGACAUAUAACCACGGAUGAUUCUGUUUCUUAUUGGAAGCAAUACCUCGGUUGCAUGGACCCAAGCCGGUUUCCCACAGCCAGUGAAAGCACGCCACAUAUGUUGAGAGAGUCUAAUCAAGAUUCCAAGUUCAAGGCUGUGGCUGUGGACGUUGGUCCAGCUGCAGAAUACCGAAAGUUUGCCCAAAAAACCGGGACAACGGUGGCAAGCGUCGUCAAACUAGCAUGGUCUAUUGUUCUGCAUGUAAUGUGCCGUACAGACGACGUGUGCUUCGGCUAUCUUACCACAAGCCGUGACGCGCCUGUUGAAGGCGUACUAGAAGGUGUUGGGCCUUUGAUCAACUUGCUAGUGUUUCGGCAGCGCCUUGAUCUUGAAGCCAGUGUCGCACGAGUUUUGCAAUCGAUCCAAGCCGAUUUUAUCUCUAGCCUACCACAUAAAGAUGCGUCUUUGAGCGAUAUUCGCCGGGCUCUGGACUUUGCUAGUGACGAGGUCAUGUUCAACACCUGCAUCAGUCAUUUCCCAGCAACCACCCCAAAUGAAGCCGAUGACUUGCCGAUACUACUUCAUGAAGAGGCGCGGCAAGAUCCUACCGAGUUUGAUCUUUCCCUCGAGAUUAUGGAGUCGGAGGAUCAAAUUGAAUCAACCAUCAAGGCGUAUACAGGCGUUGUUCCAUUGGAGCACAUGGAGCGAGUGGCAGUGCUCUUCGCACACUUGAUGAAGACUAUACUCGGGAGCUCUGAUCGUACAAUAGGAGAGCUGGGGCUAGUCCCUGAGAAGGACCUUGCUAAAAUUGGACAUCUAAACAGAAGUAUCAGUCACCAGCCCGUUGAAAAAAGCGUCCAGGAUAUCAUUUUGCAGCAGUGUCACAAUCAGCCUACAGCACCGGCUGUUUGUGCCUGGGAUGGAGACUGGACUUACAGCGACUUGGAUCGCGUUUCCUCAUCUCUAGCACAACAGCUACAGUCCCAGGGUGUCAUUCCCGAAACAUUCGUGCCAGUCUUGAUGGACAAGAGCCGCUGGGUUCCAGUCGCUCUACUUGCGAUUCUCAAAGCCGGAGGUGCUUUUGUCCUUCUCGAUCCCACCCAACCAAUUCAGCGACUCCAGGAUAUUUGCAUUGAUCUGAAGCCCAACACCAUCCUGGUAUCACCAGAAUACCGCGCUACUGCUGCUCCUCUUGUCGGUAGCGUUGUGGUAGUUGGAAACGAGCACUCUCCGAUACUUGAGACUUCCGACCUCGAAAAGGUUCUCGAGGUAGUAGUUCACCCAAAAAAUGCGGCUUACGCUGUAUUUACCUCCGGUUCUACGGGAAAGCCAAAAGGAGUAUCAAUUGAACACCGUUCACUGUGUACUAGUGCAGCUGCGAUGAUGGAGCAUUUACCAUUGAACAGCAGCACGCGAAUGUUGCAGUACGCCUCACAUGCGUUUGAUGUGAGCGUUCUAGAUCUUACCGUAUGUCUUAUGGCUGGAGGCUGUCUAUGCAUUCCAUCAGCCGAGGACAGACAAAAUCGUCUAACGGAAAGCUUGAACGACUUUUCUGUGAACCUCGUCGCUCUCACUCCAACCGUUACUCGAACAAUACAGCCAGAGCGCUUAUCAUCACUGAAAACUUUGAAGGUUAGCGGAGAAGCACUCUCAUCCUUCGAUAUCCAACGGUGGAAGGGUGCAGCACCACACAUCGAGAUCGUGAACAUGUAUGGGCCCGCAGAAUGUACAAUCAACUCAACUGUUCAACCCGCUAUUGAUUUGACAUCGUAUGGUUCAAACAUUGGAUAUCCUUUGUCGAGUGCUACCACUUGGGUGGUUGACCCCAAGAACCAUCACAGACUGCUUCCCAUGGGAGCCGUUGGCGAACUAGUAAUUCAAGGACCUAUCGUCGGUCGUGGCUAUCUCAACCGCCCUGAACAGACAGCUGCAUCAUUUAUCUCGCCACCAAGCUGGUUGUCGCAAUUCAAACCGGUGGCUUCCGAUGGGGAGAAAUUAUACAAAACUGGAGAUCUGGUUCAAUACGCUGCAGAUGGCUCAAUGCAUUACAAGGGACGCAAAGAUUUCCAGGUCAAGCUUCGCGGUCAACGACUUGAGCUAGGGGAGGUUGAGGCGCAACUUCAUCUCGUGUUUCCCAAUGCUUCCGACGUUAUCGCCGAGGUAGCAUCUUUGAAUCAAGGCAAAACAUCAGCCCUGGUUGCCUUCAUCCAUCAGAAAUCCUGGGAUAGUGACUCGGACUCUAGUCAAGUUUUCAGAGCCGGGAUCAGCGACUCUAACCUUGAUUUACUGCAUGCUCCUUGUGGAGCCUUUGAUCAGGCAGUCGCGCAAGCGAGGGUAAUGCUGGCCACCGCUCUUCCAGGCUAUAUGCAGCCCAGCAUCUACUUGCCGCUCGUUCAGAUCCCCAAAUCUCGGAGCGGUAAGGCUGACCGCGUCCAGUUACGGCACAUAGUCAGCUCUGGCCUCCAUGAGCGCUGGACAGGUGACGCCAGCACAGAGACGAUCUCAAAGAGAAGACCAAAAACCGAGAUGGAACUCAUACUAUGCUCUGCUGUUGUCAGGGUUUUAGGUCUUUCGGAGACAGAUGUUAGUGCAGAGGACAGCUUCUUCCGCCGUGGAGGUGACUCAGUUGCAGCAAUGAUGUUGGUCGGAAAUUUGCGAGAGCAGGGUUGCCAUCUCACCGUCGCAGACAUCUUCGCGCACCCUCAGCUGGAUAUUCUCGCUACCAGAAUAAACCGCACACUUCCCUCGAGUGUUGCCAAGGUUCCUCCACCUUUCUCUCUCCUUGGGGAUGAUUCGGACUCCCAUAAAGAGUCCAUCGAACAAGUGAUGGAACAGUGUGCCGUGGCCCAUGAGGAAAUUGAGGAUAUUUACCCGUGCUCGCCACUCCAACAUGCCUUCUUUAUCUUCAGCAGUACCCGCGAGAAGGGUACCCUGAUUGCAAGGUUUGCGUACAACCUACGACCAGAGGCAGAUCUUGAUAGACUGCAAAAAGCCUGGAACGAGACGAUGACAAAACACCCGAUGCUACGAACGCGAAUCGUUAAACUCGAUGGUAAAUCCAUCUUACAUCAGGUGGUUCUCAGUCGGACAGUGGACAUUGAGUACUAUGACUCGGAUGAUCCAGAUUAUGUCCCUGGCUUGCCAAUUAAAGUUGCGCCAGGUAAUCCACUCCUGCGAAUUGCUUUAGUACGUAGGUCAUCCGCGCAACAACAUCAUCGGCUUAUUGUCACCUUACAACACUCCUUAUACGACGGAUGGUCUCGAGCUUUAUUCAUGCAAGAGCUCGAGAAAGCGUAUUCCGGUUUCACGCUGCAGCCUUUGCCCGUCUCCUCAUUCAUAGGACAUCUAGACCAGACCAAUGAGGGAGCCAGGCAAUUUUGGACAGCAGAGCUGAGGGAUCUUCGAAGCACAAUCUUCCCUCAAAUCCCCGCAGCCUAUACGCCCCAUCCAAGUGCAACAUUGGUCCAAAAUGUCACUAUCCCGAAAGUCGUAUCCCCCCAGUUCACGCUAUCAACCAAGAUUCGGUGGUCGUGGGCCCAGGCCAUAUCACUUCAGACUAGCAAUCUCGAGGUAGCAAUGGGUCUAGCAACAGCUGGACGAGGCACUCCAGUUGCAGGAAUCGAGAAAAUGGUCGCGCCAACAAUGGCCAUCUUCCCCUAUCGAGUCCAUAUCAAUCCGAAACAGCGAAUUAUCGACGCUCUUCACGACUCUCAACACCAUUACAGUCAGAUCCUGCCCCAUGAGCACUACGGAACGCCAAAUAUUUGUCGCGCCGCGACAGGACCGACCUCUCCGGCGGCUCUCCAAACUCUCUUGAUUGUUCAGCCCCAAGCAGAACAGAGCCCUUCUUCGCUGUAUUUCAAAGAAGAGAUGCUGCCUCAGACGGGCGCCUUCCAUGUGCGUGCGCUGACGUUACACUGCCACCUUCAAGAAACAUUUGUUGAGACUGUUGCCUGUUAUGACGAAGGAGUCAUUUCUGGCAAAGAUAUGCGUUGGGUGCUUUCUAUGUUUGAUUUGAUCUUCCAACAGGUCUGCCUUGAGCCUAGCAUGCUUGUUGAGGAGCUAAAGGUUGUACUGGAUCAGGACUAA